This is a messenger RNA of Homalodisca vitripennis (glassy-winged sharpshooter), 773 nucleotides long. RefSeq names its product protein D2-like. Bases 14 to 676 code for a protein of 220 amino acids. The record is from RefSeq and is a predicted model, not a curated record. The transcript is spliced from 5 exons. NCBI's taxonomy places the organism in Eukaryota, Metazoa, Arthropoda, Insecta, Hemiptera, Cicadellidae.
UUAUCUCAAUCCCAUGUUAGUUUCCAAGCUAGUUGUCGUCGUGUUGUGUUGCGUUCAUUGGUGCAAUACAAAAAUAAAUUAUCGGAAAGAACCAUGGAGGAAAAUGCAGGUCCGCAAGGUAAAUUGGCACUAUGCGUUAAAGAGACUUGAGCUGGUCCCCUACAUGCUGAAAGAAGCUCCUUAUCAAAUUUUGGAGGUCACCUACGAUGGGAAGCACAAAGUCGAACAAGGCAACGAACUGACUCCAACCCAAGUAAAGAACAUUCCUGAGGUGAAAUAUAUUGCAAACCCCAAUGAGUAUUACACUCUCUGCAUGACAGAUCCAGAUGCGCCAAGCCGCUUGGAGCCCAAGUUCCGAGAGUGGCAUCACUGGCUUGUGGGUAACAUCCCUGGCCACAACGUAUCGGCUGGAGAAACAUUAUCCGAGUAUGUUGGCUCUGGCCCUCCUAAAGGCACUGGCCUUCACCGCUACGUGUUUCUAGUUUACAAGCAACCUGGGAAGUUGAAAUUUGAUGAACCUCGAUUGACAAACAGGUCAGGAGAUAAUCGGGGAAAGUUCUCUAUCCGUAAGUUUGCAGCCAAGUACAAUCUGGGAGAUCCGAUUGGUGGAAACGUUUACCAAGCGCAGUGGGACGAUUAUGUGCCCAAACUGUACAAGCAGCUGGAAGGAAAAUAACUGUGGAGCCGAAAACUUACAUACAUCAUUUCAUUAAUAAUUCCCUUGUUAACAACAAUUGUAUAACAAGUUAUACAAUAAACUUGGUUUUAAAAUA